UCAAGGCGUCACUCAUUCCCUCCCUCCAUUCGAAUACAAAAUGGUGGCAAAUGCAGGACAACAGAAUGGGAAAUCUGAAUGAAAUUGUUAACUAAUGAAUUCAAAUAUGAUAUCCAUUGUUGCAUGAAAUCAAACCCGAAAUCAAACCCAAAAUCAAAAUGCCACCACCUGCUAAACCAACCAAAUUCUACUUCUUCUAUGGCAAAAGAAAGCCUUCCCAGAAUCGACCCACUGUGUAUGGUGGUCUCUUCUCCAAUCGCCAAACCAUAAACCCUAAUUCCCCCAAUUCCAUAAACCCUAAUUUUCAUCAAUCUCAAAAACCCACAAAUUUUAAUCUUCAAAAUUGGGACCCAGAUUCCCAAAUUGGGUCAAAACCCUCUCAAUCUAAAACCCCAUCGGAGAAUUUCUUCCAUAUUGCUCAGAAAUUAUCCCCAAUUGCUCGUUUCAUCUGUGAUUCUUUCAGAAAACACCAGAGGUGGGGUCCAGAGGUGAUUGCUGAUCUCUCGAAGCUUCGCCGGGUUAACCCGGACAUGGUUGCUGAGGUCCUUAAGGUGCAGGAUGACCCCAACAUUUGCUCCAAGUUCUUCCAUUGGGCUGGUAAACAAAAGGGUUAUCAACAUACUUAUCUUUCUUAUAAUGCAUUUGCUUAUUGUUUGAAUAGAUUGAAUAAGUUUAGAGCUGCUGAUCAAAUACCUGAGUUAAUGCAUAUGCAGGGUAGACCACCUAGUGAGAAACAGUUUGAGAUUUUGAUUAGAAUGCAUGCUGAUAAUAAUAGGGGUCUUAGGGUGUAUUAUGUGUAUGAGAAGAUGAAGAAAUUUGAGGUUAAACCUCGAGUUUUUUUGUAUAAUAGGAUCAUGGAUGCUUUAGUUAAGACGGGUCAUUUAGACUUGGCGAUGUUGGUUUAUAAAGAUUUUAAGAAGGAUGGUUUGGAGGAGGAGACUGUAACUUAUAUGAUUUUGAUCAAGGGUUUGUGCAAGGGUGGGAGGAUUGAUGAGAUGUUGGAGCUUUUGGGACGAAUGAGGAGUUUGUUAAAACCGGAUGUUUUUGCAUACACGGCUAUGAUUCGGAUUUUAGUGGGGGAGGGGAAUUUGGAUGGGUGCUUGAAGGUUUGGGAUGAAAUGGAGAAAGAUAAGGUUUUGCCUGAUGCAAUGGCUUAUACGACUUUGAUUUCAGCUUUGUGUAAAGGGAAUCGUGUGGAUAAAGCCUAUGAAUUAUUUAAGGGUAUGAAGAAUAGGCGAGAGUUGAUUGAUAGAGCUAUAUAUGGUGCAUUGGUGGAUGGUUUUGUGGCUGAUGGCAAGGUUGGUUCAGCCCUUGACCUGUUAAAGGAUAUGAUGGAUUCUGGAUAUAGGGCAGAUUUGUCAAUCUAUAAUUCAUUAAUACAAGGAUUAUGUAAUUUGAAACAACUUGACAAGGCUUAUAAGCUUUUCCAAGUAACAGUUAACGAGGGUCUCCAACCAGACUUUACAACUGUGAAUCCAAUGUUGAUAUCUUAUGCAGAAUCAAGAAAAAUGGAUGAUUACUGCAAAUUGCUUGUCCAGAUGGAAAAAUUAGGAUCACCGGUUAUUGAUGGACUUUCUGGAUUCUUCUCUCUGAUGGUUGAAAUGGACGAGAGAUUGCCUUGCACUUUAGAGGUAUUCAAAGAUUUGAAAAUCAAAGGUUAUUGUAGUGCAUCAAUGUACAAUAUUCUUUUGGGAGCUCUGUACAAGGUAAGACAACCAAAGGAAGCAUUGUCCCUCUUUGAGGAAAUGAAAGAUUCAAACUUUGCACCCGAUUCAACAACUUACAGUCAUGCGAUCACAUGUCUUGUUGAUCUUGAGGAUGUGAGAGAGGCGUGUCUUUGGUAUAAUAAAAUCAAGGAGAUGGGUUCCAUUCCCUCCGUUGCAGCCUAUUGCUCUCUGGCCAACGGGCUUUGCAAAAUAGGAGAGAUUGAUGCAGCGAUUUCCCUAGUCCAAGAUUGCUUGGCUAAUGUCAGCAGUGGACCUAUGGAGUUUAAAUACACUCUAAGCAUUAUCCAUGCUUGCAAAGAGAAUGAUGCUGACAAGGUCAUAGAAGUAAUAAAUGAAAUGUUACACCAAGGAGGCAUACCUAGUGAAAUUAUAUAUUGUGCUGUUAUCUCUGGCAUGUGCAAGCAUGGGAUGUUGGAGGAGGCUAGGAAGGUUUUCUCCUGUAUGAAGGAGGAAAAAUAUAUAUCCGAAGCCAAUGUGAUUUUUUAUGAUGACAUGCUUAUGGAAUACAUGAAGAAGAAAACAGCAGACUUGGUCCUAUCAGGAUUGAAGUUCUUUGGACUGGAGUCCAAACUGAAAGCAAAAGGUUCUACAUUGCUGCCAAGUUAAAGAGUGAACAGAGAAUGUUGCAGGAAAGACUCAAUGAUGGCCUCAAAGGGAGGCAGCAGAGCUGGAAGUGAUACAAGAUUCAGUUUGAACUAUGGCAGCAAAUAAGGUACCCAAAUUAUCACAUGGAAGCUGUUUUCUGUUUGUUCUGCUGCCAACUAACAGGUCAUGCACCAAUGAAAUGUGAUCUAAAUAGGGUGCAAAAGGUUAAGCUGAUCUGUUGAUACUAUCAGUCACGGCUUUCUCAGAAGAUUUGCAGAAUGCCGCUUCAGAAUGGAAACAACUCAGCAUGCUCUCAUUAGAAAUUAUCUAUAUGAAACUGACUGCCAUAGCAGUUCAGUUACAGCAUUGUUUUAAAGAGUAUCCAGCCUUGAUUAAGUUCCGUGGUAUAUAUUUCUUGUAGUCACUACUGUAUACUUGUCUUAGGAGUUAGGAUAGCAAUAGAUUUUCUUUUAUAGUUUCAUUUCCUUGUUAGUAAUUGUGUAGCUAAGUGUAGAUUAGAGUGAGAUUCAAGUGUUCUGACUGGGAACAUUGAAUUUCUUUUUUGCUGUUGCUGUUGACAAUAGCUAAACCAGAUUUGUAUACUGUUAGCAGUACUUGUGGUAUUACAAUAAUAAUAAUUCAACUCUUCUGUUCUGGAGGAUUUA
This is a messenger RNA of Chenopodium quinoa (quinoa), 2977 nucleotides long. Its product is annotated as pentatricopeptide repeat-containing protein At4g20740-like. The record is from RefSeq and is a predicted model, not a curated record. NCBI's taxonomy places the organism in Eukaryota, Viridiplantae, Streptophyta, Magnoliopsida, Caryophyllales, Amaranthaceae. Gene Ontology annotation, molecular function: protein binding. The transcript is spliced from 3 exons. The coding region runs from base 159 to 2333 and encodes 724 amino acids.